UCCCCAAGAUGGCGGCCGCAGCGCUGCUCAGGGGUGCGGCUCCAGGGCGCGGCGGCCGGGCCUGGAGCUGGCGGCUGCGCGCUGCCCCGAGGCUUCGCCUGGCCCACAGCUCCUGCUGUCAGGGUGGUGAGGCCGCGGGCAGCGCGGCGUGGACCUGCUUUCUACUGGGCGAGCGCGCCCUGGUGCGCGUGCGCGGGCCGGACUCUGCGCCCUUUCUCCUGGGUCUGCUGACCAAUGAGCUGCCGCUUCCAGGUCCUGCGGCCGGCGAGGCUUCAACUUCGGCGCGCUCGGGCUACGCCCACUUUCUCAACGUCCAGGGACGCACCCUCUAUGACGUCAUUCUCUAUGGGCUCCCUGAGGGCUCCCACGAGCAGCCCACUUUCCUCCUGGAGUGUGACAGCUCAGUGCUGGGUGCGCUGCAGAGGCACCUGGUGCUGCACAAGAUCCGGCGGAGGGUCACCGUGGAGCCCUGCCCCGAGCUGCGCGUGUGGGCCGUGCUGCCCUGUGUCCCUGAGGAGGCCGGCAGGGCUGUGCUGCUUCAGGAGAAGGCCGAGUGCACCACCAUCCUCACCCGUGAUCCCCGGACUGCUCGCAUGGGCUGGCGGCUCCUCUCCCAGGAUGAGGGCUCAGCCCUGGUGCCCGGGGGCCGUCUUGGGGACCUCCAGGAUUAUCACCGACACCGGUACCAGCAAGGCGUUCCCGAGGGGGUCCACGACCUGCCCCCAGGAGUAGCCCUACCGCUGGAGUCUAACCUGGCCUUCAUGAAUGGCAUCAGCUUCACCAAGGGCUGCUACAUCGGCCAGGAGCUGACGGCUCGCACCCACCACAUGGGUGUCAUCCGAAAGCGCCUCUUCCCAGUACAGCUCUCAGGCCCACUCCCUGUGGGCAGCAUUGCCCCUGGCACCUCUGUGCUCACCAAGUCGGGGCAGGCAGCCGAGAACCCUGAUACUGGUGUCUUCCCAUGUCAGUGGGUGAGGACCUCUUGCAUUCUUUCUAUGACUGCAUCCUGCGUUCGCCAGGGAUCAAACCCAGGCCCCAGCAGUGAAAGCGCCAAGUCUUAACCACUGGACCGCCAAGGAAUUCUCAUGUGUUGGUUUUUUUUUUUUUUUUUUUUGAGGGAUGUGCAUUUUAUUGUAAACCUUAAAUACUCCUCAGACAGAACACAAUGUCUUCAGUCUAGGCUCUCAUGUGGCUUACAGAGGAAACUGUGAUUUUUGGAUUAGGGGCAAGGAGAGGGACAGCAUGGAGGAUGAGUACUUAGUUUGCCAAAAGGACCCCCUCACGAGUGCUCCUCAGCCAGCUUAUCAGCUUUUGCCACAGCUCCUUCAAUGGGUCCCACCAUAUAGAAGGCCUGUUCUGGGAGAUGGUCAUAUUCACCUGCCAAAAUCUUCUGGAAUCCUUUGAUGGCCUUCUUCAGGGGUACCAGCUUCCCCAUAUGACCGGUAAAGACCUCAGCCACCUGGAAUGGCUGAGACAAGAAACGCUGUAUUUUCCAUGCACGGGACACAGUUAACUUGUCUUCCUCAGAAAGUUCAUCCAUACCCGGGAUGGCAAUGAUGUCCUGGAGGGAUUUGUAGUCCUGUAGGAUCUUUUGCACCCCACAGGCAACAUCAUAAUGCUCAUUGCCAACGAUGUUGGGAUCCAUGAUGUGAGAGGUGGAGUCCAGCGGAUCCACAGCUAGAUAUCUGCCCAGUUCAGCAAUAGCACGCGACAGCACAGUGGUAGCAUCCAAACGGGCAAAGGUAGUGGCAGGGGCAGGGGCAGUCAAGUCAUCAGCAGACACGCAGAUAGCCCGUACAGAGCGGAUAGAUCCCUUUUUGGUGGUGGCGAUUCUUUCCUACAUGGUACCCAUGUCAGUGGCCAGGGUAGGCUGAUAACCCACUGCAGAAGGGAUUCUGCCUAAUAAAGCAGACACCUCUGAGCCAGCCUGGGUGAAGCAAAAGAUGUUAUCAAUAAACAGCAACACAUCUUGACCUUCUUGGUCUCUGAAGUAUUCAGCUACAGUCAGACCAGUCAGAGCUACCCGGGCCCGAGCACCAGGCGGUUCAUUCAUUUGACCAUACACCAGCCCGACCUUGCAGGUAGCAUCUUUUAAGUUGAUAACACCAGACUCAGUCAUUUCAUGGUAUAAGUCAUUGCCCUCGUGGGUCCUCUUACCAACACCAGCAAAUACAGAGUAACCACCAUGGGCUUUUGCAACAUUGUUGAUUAACUCCAUGAUCAGUAGUAUCUUGCCAACUCCAGCACCACCAAAGAGCCCAAUUUUGCCACCCUGGGCAUAGGGAGGCAGCAGAUCCACAAUCUUGAUACCAGUAGCAAGAAUUCCCUGCUCAGCACUCACCUCCAUGAAUUCAGGAGCCUCAGCAUGAACAGCAGCAAAUUGUUUGGUUUCAAUGGGACCUCUCUCAUCAAUAGGCUCUCCAAUGAUGUUCAUGAUUCUAUGCAAGGUCUCAGGGCCAACAAGAAUUUUGAUUGGUGCACCAGAAUCCAGGACUUUCUGGCCUCUAGCCAAACCUUCUGUACCAUCUAUGGCAAUGGUCCUUACCGUGCUCUCACCCAAAUGCUGGGCCACCUCCAAAACCAGCCUGGUUUCCCUGCCUUGCAUUUCCAGGACAUUUAGUGGGUGGCAGCCCCUCAUCAAAUUGGACGUCCACCACUGCACCGAUGACCGCCACGACGCACCCAGUGGCGGCGCCUGCUUUGGCGAUGGAUAUGUUUGAGCAGCAUGGUCUCUGGCAGGCUGGAGCGCUGCCGAAGCGGCCCGCAGUAAGAGUUGGGCUUGAGGUAGCGGCCCUGAAGGGCUGAGUCCCCGCAAGCCCUCAGAGGCCGAGGCAGUGGCACACGACCCACAAGUCCCAACAUGGUGGAGCUGGGGUGGAGAAUUUUAGUCAGGUUUUUAAAUUCAUUUCAGCUUGAUUUUUUUAAAUUGAAGUAAGAUUCAUAUAACAUAAAGUUAGCCAUUUUAAAAUAUACAAUUUAGAGGCAUUUAAUACAUUCACAGUGUUGUACAACCAUUACCUUUAUGUAGAUUCAAAACAUUUUUGGGCUUCCCUGGUGGCGCAGUGGUUGAGAAUCUGCCUGCCAAUGCAGGGGACAGGGGUUCGAGCCCUGGUCUGGGAAGAUCCCACAUGCCGCGGAGCAACUGGGCUCGUGAGCCACAAUUACUGAGCCUGCGCGUCCGGAGCCUGUGCUCCGCAACAAGAGAGGCCGUGAUAGUGAGGCCCGCGCACCGCGAUGAAGAGUGGUCCCGCUUGCCGCAACUAGAGAAAGCCCUCGCAGAGAAACGAAGACCCAACACAGCCAUAAAUAAAUAAAUUAAAAAAAAAACAAAAAACAUUUUCAUCACCUCAAAAGGAAACUCUAUACCCAUUAAGCAGUCACUCCCCAUUCUCCUCCCUCAGACCCUGGUAACCACUUUCUGUCUCUGGAUUUGCCUGUUCUGAACAUUUCAUAUGAAGGAAUCAUAUAGUAUAUGGCCUUUUGUGUCUGCCUUCUCUAACUGAGCAUAAUGUUUUCAAAAUUAAUCCACAUUGUACAUGUUUCAGUAUUUUAU
This is a messenger RNA of Balaenoptera ricei (Rice's whale), 3553 nucleotides long. RefSeq names its product iron-sulfur cluster assembly factor IBA57 (gene IBA57). The coding region runs from base 9 to 1061 and encodes 350 amino acids. The record is from RefSeq and is a predicted model, not a curated record. The transcript has 5 exons. NCBI's taxonomy places the organism in Eukaryota, Metazoa, Chordata, Mammalia, Artiodactyla, Balaenopteridae. Gene Ontology annotation, molecular function: protein binding. Gene Ontology annotation, cellular component: mitochondrial matrix.